UGUUUUCAAAUUCAAACUUUUAUAAUAUUUUUUUCGAAUUUGUUUUUUGAUUUUUCAUAUUUUAUUUUUAAGUUUCAAAAAUGCCUUUUGAUUUUUAAAAUUUUUAUCUUGAUUUUUGUUUUUUUAAUAAAACACAAUAACAAUAAUUAAGUUAAUUAAACAUAAUUAUUUAUAAUUUAUAUAAUUUGUGGAACUAAUUCUAGAUAAUUAAAAACUUAUAACAAGGAAUAUGCACAUUGUUUGGAACUAAGGAUUAUGCUUUUCGUGUUUUGUUUGGAUGAUAAACAAAAUACAUAUGAUGAUCGAAUCAUCUAACUAAAACAUAUUACAUAUACAACAGAUAAUAAAAUGAAUAAUCCGGUUUAGUACAGUGGUUGAACUAAUAGGUAGAUAGUAUCUGAACCCGUGUCCGACGCCCCCACUAUAAAUUUUAAAACAAUCUUUUAUUAUUUUUAUUAAUUAAUUAAAAUAUAAAUGAUAUGUAAGUAUUCAUUAAAUCCACAUAAGCAUUCAUUACCAUUUAACUAAUGGAGACACAGUCAAUGUAUGUAUAAAUCUAAAUAUCUUUAUUCGUGUAUGAAAUUUAAAUAUUUUAUGUGUUGACGUAAGUUUUAGCACAUGAUCUGUAUGUAUGUACUGAUCGGGACCGCGAUCCUCUGUUGAUGUAUGAAUUGGCCAAUUUCUCUCUCAAAAUGACUCGGUAGCUGAAGUACUAUCGGUGUAAUUUAAACAAGCUAGCAGGGUAAUUGAUACUAUAGUUCUUAUAAAUGAUUAAACUUUUAAGUUUCACGUCUUAGCUAAUUAGUAAAGAAAUUGUAAUUAUUAUAGAUACAUAUUUCUGAGAUAUAUAUAGUGAAACUCAAAUAUUUUUCAACAGAUGUUGUGGUACCGAACUGCCGAUCAUCCAUACUUAAAUGGCGUGUCAACAUGACCAAAUCUUUCUAGAGCGUUCAUUGCGAUACGUAAGACCAGUAGAAACAACUUAUUUUAUAUUUUUGAACAAGACGUUUAGCAUGUAUAGUGUAUACGUUACAUUCAUUGAAAGUUUAGCAUGUAUAUAGUGUAUACGUUACACACAUAACUAAUAUGAUGGUAAAUUUAAACACAUAUACAUAUAUUCAACUCUCAUAGUCCUGCUAAUUAGGCCACGCAUGGAAUAAUAGCCAUAUGUUGAAAUAUAAAUUGGAAUUAAAACCGCCAUAUGUUUUGGGCGAAACCGCCAAGAAGAUGCAUGAAAAUCAAAACUUGCAAGGACUCACAAGGUCAAUAUGAUGCGCCUAAUUACUCCUUUUCCACACAUAACUCAUUUCACCAUUCACAUUCGUAGCUCAUGCAAUGACAAAGUGCAGCAUUUAAGUUGACUUUCAACGCAUCACAUUCCUCACUGUAACUAGUCUUUUGCUAGACGUGUUGAUUUCACUAAACAAUGAUUUGCUACUGUCCACGACUCGCAUAUUUUAGGAUACACCUACAAGGGCCUACGUCUCUGUAGUUUAGAGACUAAACAAACUUGUAUAAUUGAGAGAACAUGACAAUUUUUUUUUUGGCCAACGGACAAGACUUGUUCAGAAUACAUAACUAUCUAUCAUUUAAUGUGACCACUUACCACUAUCGUAGUCCUAUAGGCAAUAAAAGCUGGACAUGAAAUUUGAAAGGAUCCAACGUUAAGAAAAUCGUUGGUAGGACCCCGAUUCUCGUGAACAAGAAGCGCCACAGCCCACAAGCACAAGGAGCGUUUUGUUUAUUUUCUCUUCUAACGUUACAUUUUUUCCCUACAUAAUACAUUUUUCUGUCAAAUAAAAUACACAAAACCUCACAUUAUUCGUCAUGAAACUUUCCAUUUUUCUUCUAUUUAAACCCCAACCCAUUUAUUCUUACAACGUCAAAGAAGGUUUAUAUUCUUUUUUAGCAAAAAUAAAAUAAAAAAGGCGUCUACUCUGAAAAAGCGAUGGAAUUUGAGUCUGAUGAUCAAGAACGGUUCUGUGCGACUCCUAAGCUUCCUCUGUUCUCGAUUCCAUUAAAUAGAGCAUUUGAUACUCCUGGCCUAGCGACGCCGCCUGUGAACAUCGCCGGAUCAGUUCCAUUUCUAUGGGAGGAAGCUCCGGGAAAGCCUCGCGUUUCCGAUGAGAACAAACCUCCUGCGUCAAAGCAGAACGCCGGAGGAGGAGGGGGAGUUGUGAGGUGUCUUGAGCUUCCGCCGAGGCUGAUUUCGCCAGCCACGGCGGAUGAGCCAUCUCCGACCACAGUUCUUGAUGGCCCUUACGUUAUACCUCGCCGGUCUUUGUCAGUGAUAUGGAGAAGCGAAAAACAAUCCGAGUGUAGCUCCAACUCUUCACAUUCCACGAACGGUCGCUACUGCGAUGGUGGCGGCACAACGGUGAAGAUAAGCAGAAUUAGAAGAAAAGGAAGCCUUGUGAACCUUUCUCACUCAAAAUCUGAUUUCUUGGCAAGGGUUUACAAAGGGUUUAAGCAAGUGAUUCCAUGGAGGCGUAGGCAAGAUAAUCUUCCAAGGAUGAGUUCUUCCAAUAUUUAGAAAGAAAUCUCUCCAGUUUCUUUGUAGUAUUCCUCUGUAUAUAAUAAUUUACAGACAUGAGAAAAUAAUUAUAGUAAUACUUCAUCUAUUUCAAUAUGUAAGCCCUGGUCAAGAUUUUUUUGUUUGUUUCACAAUAUAAGUUGUUUUUAAAUUCCAAUAUUUUUUUUGCAUUGUACGACUAAACGAUAUUUAAUUAAAACAAAAUAUGAUUUAUCAUUGGUCAUUUCUUUUUUAAUUAAAUUUUAGAGACAAAAUAAUGUUUAUCUUAGUAUUUAUGAUUUAGCCAAAACAACUUAUUAUUUGAAACAAAGAGAUUAACGUUUACUAAAACAGUAUAAUCAAAUUAUGACCCAUACUGGUGAAGAGCCAAGACAAUGCAUGGGGCGUUGACAAAUUCACUAUGAUGCCAAGCCUUUAUACAAAUCCCACUAAAGCACGUCAAAACCAUAUUGCUUUGAUGAGUUUUUUUUUUUGGAAUAAAAAUAUUGUUCUGAUUUUUGUUCUUAUCUAUUUAGCAACCUCCACUAGGUACUCUUCUAUAGUUUAUAUAUUUGUAAAUGAAAAUAUAUUACCAUUAAAUAUAAUUUUGACACUAAAUGUGCAAAUAUAAUAUUUGGAAAUUACAAAUAAUCGGGUGGAAACGCAUGGCUCAUGCAACAGUUGGUGGUUCUGAGUUUUUUUCCCCUUUAACAUAUUUCAUGCGUAAGUUGAUAUACAAUUUUCUCAUGUCACUCAAAACCUUCUUUACAUUUUCUUUAGGAAUAUUUACUUAUGGGCUAGUUAGGUAGAGUUAACAUAUAUAUUAUGGGCUAAUCAGGCAGAGUUAAAGAAUUAUUUUACCAUUCGUUAUUUUGAAAAUAAAGCUCUAUAACUUGAUAGGAUUAAUUUAUGUUAUACCAUAAUUAGGCUGUAAAUUUGCAUAUCCUCUAUAUAUUAAUAGAAAAACAUUUAAAAAGUUAUAACAUGUAGUUUGUACUAAUUAAAAAAAUUUCAUGCUGAAUUAUCACAUAAUUAGAAUGCUAGUUUUGCUUAAGUGACAACUUGAAUAUCAAUUGAGAAUUUUGUUAGUCCAAAAUUAAAUUGAUAGGAAACAUUAUAUUAUAUAUUAUGUCUAUUAUGGACCAUUCAUCUAUCAAAUUGAAAUUAUUAUAUAUUAUUUUCUUAAAUAAAACCUACGGAAUUACCUAAUGUGAUUAAGAUAUAUAUAUAUAUAUAUAUAUAUAUAUAUUAAUUAUUUUAAAUAAUAAAUAUUUGCUAGCAAUCUGUAUAUUUUUUAUCAUUUUUGUUUAAUUAUUUAAUAUUAAAAUAAAUUGCAAAAUUACAUUAAUCAUAUAAUAAAAUUUUAGAUUUUUUUGUAUAUAUUGAAUUUUGAAUUUUUCAAAACGAGUAUAAAUUACUAAAACUGUUAAAACACUCACAAAUACUUUUGUGAUCAAAUUUUAAUUUUUUUCUGUAAUAAGAUAUAGUGAUUAUAAAAUCAUAUGGAUAAAUAAUUUUAUUUUAAAAAGUGUUUAUGUUAAUAUAUAUAUAUUUCAUAUCGUUUUAAUUAAACUAUACAUCAUAUGAAAAUACAUACUUAUAUUUUGAUAUCAACAUUGAACAUAUAAUGAAAAGUAAAUAUUUUAAUUUUCAAAUCCACUGUUUUUUUUAAUUGAUCAUAUAUUACUGAAACCACUAAACAUUCUACAUUAAAAAAAAUCGUUGGCGUAAACUUUUAUUACACACACAUGUAAAUAAUCAUAAAAUCAUAUGAGUAGAAACCUUAUUUAAUAAAUAUUCAUAUUAAAAGUAUACUAUAUAUCUAUGUUAAUAUCAUUUAAAUUUAAUUAUAUAUCAUAUACGAUAGAUAAGAUUGAUUGUUUUGAUUUAUUUACUCUAAAAUGAUUGCGAGUAAACAAGAGCUGUCGUUUGAUUUAUAUGCAUACACUAAUUUAUUACAUAAUAAUAACUGAUUGAUUAGUUAUUUUAUAUAUAAUUAUUAUUUUAUUAUUUCAUAAUAUGUAAAAAACAUAAAAUAAGUAAUAAAUAUACAAUAUUUAUUCUGCACAAAGUGCAGAUCUUAACCUAAGUAUGCAUUUUUUUAAUAAUUUUAAAUCUUAAACAUUUUCUAAAUCUGAGGUCAAAACAAAAUAACAAAAUGAGAAUAAACUCAAAAAUCAAUAUUUAUAUCGAGCAAUAACCAAAAUAAAAAAAAAACAAAAAUAUUGAAGAUAGAUUAGGAUUGACACAUGAACGUAAACUUCUUAUAACCAUAAUUAACUUUUAAAUUGCUAAAUCAUGAUAUAAAACCAAACUGAUAUAGUUUCAUUAUAACCAAAUAGUAUGCCUGAGAUUAUUCGGCAUAAACGUUAGGUUCUUAUGCGAUAAGUGGUUUUUUAACUUCAAAUAUUUUUUUAAAUGGGAUCACCUCAUCAGUAAACAAAUUAUGUAUAUAAUAAAAAAAAGUUUUAAAAAUUGUUUAAGGGCCAAAAAUAUUCGAUCAAGAAUAUAAAUUUUAUUUUUUCAUACGAUAUUUCUUAAAUAAUUUUCAUAUAAAUGAUCAUAAUAACUACUAACAUUUUCUAAAGUUCAUAUUAUAUGCUUUAUUAAUCAUCUAUAAAAACAUUUAUCAAAUUAUGUAUCUUGGCUUAUUGUAUAUUUUAAAUUAUUAUAAGAGCUUGUAAGUCAUCUAUAAGAGAUUAAAAUCCUAUCUUGCUAAGUAUUAAUAGAGAAGUCAAUUUAGUAAUUUUUGCUUACGUGUCGAUUAUAAGUGAACUAUUACAAAAUUGUUAUAAUUUAAUUGGUCAGUGAUUUUUAAUUUUUAUUUAUUUUAAUUAGAUCUAAAAAGAAAAGGUAAGUCUAUAACCAAUCAAUAUCACUUACCAAAUAAUUUAUAUAAUAUCAAAAAUAAUGAGUUAUGGUUACUAAUUGUUGAAAUUAUAGAAAGAGAAAUAAAUUGAUCAUUUUUAUAUUUAAAAAUACAUAAAAUAAUAAAUGACAAACCGUUUAUAUAAA
Molecule: messenger RNA, 5527 nt
Organism: Brassica rapa (field mustard)
Lineage: Eukaryota; Viridiplantae; Streptophyta; Magnoliopsida; Brassicales; Brassicaceae
Source: RefSeq, a predicted model, not a curated record